CACAGUCUAGCAAGGCAGCAAGUUUGAGAGUCUAUGAAUGCUACUCAAAUUUAAUAUCCAGUUUUAUUUUAAUUUUUUAAAAAUGUUAUGCAGUUUGCAGAAGCAUACUGGAGUUUGCAUGGUAAAUUUUGUACAUUAGCAAGAAAUAUAACUGAUUUUGUGCACUGAGUUUUAAUACAGAUUUUUGUUGCUCACAAAUAAAUGUUUUUAAAUUGCAGAGACCAUGACAACAAGAGAUAACUUGAAAGAUGUUGGAACUCAGUAUGAGUGUUUAGUGUCUUUCAAGGAAUCUUCAAGUUCAACCCCAGUGAAAACAAUGCCAGCACCACCUCAGCUACAAGAGAGCCCCAUAAAAAUCUAUGAAGAUUCUAAUGACCCUUUAUAUGAGCCAGGAGACUUAUCAUUUCAAGAAGACAAAUUCAGUUCACCAGACACAUCAGAUGAAAAGAUCACAUCCAUAACACCAGUUACACCUAGCUGGAAGAGUGAGAGAAAAUACAUUGUAUUUGAGUCGAAGUUGCUGGAACUGUUUAGUGUUUGCCCUACAUGUGCAGGGCCAGCUCAGGGGCAGAUUGUACGGGAAGUUGGCUCUCUAGUACAAGUGGUGACCAAAUGCCCCAAUUGUGAAGCCACCACGCGUGACUGGAACAGUCAGCCGAUUGUUCAUCAGCUACCAGUUGGUAACCUUGUUGCCUCUGCAGCAAUCCUUCUGUCAGGGUCACUCCCCACAUAGGCGCUCAAGGUCUUUAAGAUUAUGAAUGCGGCCAUGCAUAACAAGUCGACUUACUUCAGGCAUCAGACCAACUAUGUCAUACCUUCAGUUGUCUGCAUUUAGAAAGAACAACAGGUAAACAAUGUUUUUGGUACAAUCAUAGUGAAGCAGUAAGUUUAUAGUAAAUAUGAUAUUCACAAUUUUUAAAAAGUUGAGUUGGUUAACCCAGUGUUUCACUUGUUAAUUUAAUGAUCUUUUACAUUUAAACUUAAUAUCAAAUUGCAUACAGAUUGACAUAAAAAUACCUUUUUUUUAUUAUCAUUUAAUAAAAAUGAUAAAAAUUUGCCUUUUUUCCAUAGGAGGAUUUGUUUC
This is a messenger RNA of Lingula anatina, 1084 nucleotides long. RefSeq lists its product as uncharacterized. NCBI's taxonomy places the organism in Eukaryota, Metazoa, Brachiopoda, Lingulata, Lingulida, Lingulidae. The record is from RefSeq and is a predicted model, not a curated record.